Alternaria novae-zelandiae is the source of this 420-nucleotide messenger RNA. RefSeq lists its product as uncharacterized. Bases 1 to 420 code for a protein of 139 amino acids. Gene Ontology annotation, cellular component: mitochondrion. Lineage: Eukaryota; Fungi; Ascomycota; Dothideomycetes; Pleosporales; Pleosporaceae. The record is from RefSeq and is a predicted model, not a curated record. Gene Ontology annotation, molecular function: acyl carrier activity; acyl binding. The transcript has 6 exons. Gene Ontology annotation, biological process: fatty acid biosynthetic process.
AUGUUCCGAACAGCACUCCUCAGGUCCGCCCGAUCCGCCGUCCGCGCUGCCCCACGAUGCCAGGCCGCAAUGGCUCGCCCCGUUGCGCGAAGCUCCUUCGUCCAGCCAAAGCAAAUGAACCCCUCCGUAUACUUCCAGGCCGUACGAUGCUACGCCGCGAGCGCCGGUCUGUCAAAAGAUGAGGUCACUGGCAGGAUAAUGGACCUUUUGAAGAACUUCGACAAGGUCACCGAUGCCUCCAAGCUGAACGCCGAAUCGCACUUCCACAACGACCUCGGUCUCGACAGUCUGGAUACCGUAGAGGUGGUCAUGGCGAUUGAGGAGGAAUUCAGCAUUGAGAUCCCCGACAAGGAGGCCGAUGCCAUCCACAGCGUCAAGCAAGCAGUGGACUACAUCAUGGCCCAGCCCGAUGCUCACUAG